AUGGCUGAUUGCUGCCACAACCCCACGGGGUGUAAUCCGGACUCUGAGCAGAUUGAGUUACACCCGUUUCAAGAGAUGCCAGUCAUUGAUGUAUCUAUGAAAAACACGACAAGUAGAGUUAAAUCUCUGCUGAAGCAAGAUAGCAACCUUGACAAUUCCACAAGACUCGAUCAUGACGUUAUUCCAGAAAUCCCCUCAGAGGCUAUUAUUCAUCAACGACUAGAAAAACAUCACUCUGGCACAUUAGCCCGACUCGGCCUACAAGCGCUCACUUCUUUCUCUGGUGCACCCGUAGCCUUUGGGGGGGUGUGGACUAACUUAGCUGGAACAGCAAUCAUCGGCUUUUUGAUUCAAGACUCCAAGAUUUUUAAGCGUGGAUUGGAGUUCCCAGUGAACAGUGUAAAUGGGAGAGAACCGCAAAGAACGGGGAGAGAAGAGGCCGACGCCCAGAGUCAUGGCUUAGACACAGCUACUGCCAAAGAAGUCCAUCUUGCUAUGAAGAAAAGAAUCCCGCUUUACAUCGGACUUACAACGGGAUUUUGUGGAUGUUGCACCUCUUUCUCAUCCUUUUUACGUGAUGCAUUUCUUGGGCUUACAAACAAUUUACAUCCAUCUGGUAGUGCAAUUAUUGGUGUAUCGCCUACUCUGAUGGAUUCUCACGAGAUUGGUCACUCUGUAAUGGCACUUCUUGCUGUGAUAAUUGUAACCAUAUCAAUUUCUAUAUGCGCACUCUAUGUUGGCGAGCACAUGGCCGACUUGCUUGAGCCAUAUAUGCCCAGUGCAUCAUAUAAGUUUAUGACUCGAUUUUUCGACCCUUGUGUCGCCGUGAUAGCGUGGGUAAUAUGGUUAAGUCUGAUUAUUCUUGUAAUCUCUCAUCCGAAUCGUGUUGACAAAGAGAUGAACGAAGGGCUCGAAGCGCUUAGUUUCUCGCUCGUUUUUGCGCCACUCGGAUGUUUGACUCGCCACUAUACCUCUCUUCAUCUCAAUAAUCGGCUUGCAAACUUUCCCCUCGCUACAUUUCUCGUCAACAUCAUUGGUACUACUAUUCUCGCCGUGGCUUAUGAUCUUCAACACCUAGCAAUUUUUGAUACCUUUCAAAAUCGGAUUCUUCAAGGGGUGCAAGAUGGUUUUUGUGGGUGCCUAACAACUGUCAGCACAUGGGUUGCAGAGUUGACAAAUUUGCCUCGAAAGUCUGCGUAUUUAUAUGGGCUAGCUAGUCUAGUUAUCGCCCUUUGUUUUACUAUUACUAUUAUCGGUACACUGGUUUGGACUCGAGGGGUUUCAGGUUAA
This is a messenger RNA of Blumeria graminis f. sp. triticale, 1290 nucleotides long. NCBI's taxonomy places the organism in Eukaryota, Fungi, Ascomycota, Leotiomycetes, Helotiales, Erysiphaceae. The record is from the annotation of a GenBank genome assembly.